UUGUGGCCAAUGCUUUGGGAUGUAAAAAACUGAAGGGGUAGCUAUGGAGAUAGAGAGAGCAUUGCUGGCUGCUUCCUUUGACAGGUGUUGAGUAGGAAAAGUCUCAAACAAGCAUGUAUGCCAAAGGGAAAGGAUCCACUGUCCCUUCUGAUAGCCAGGCGAGGGAAAAAUUAGCUUUAUAUGUGUAUGAGUAUCUACUACAUGUAGGAGCUCAGAAAUCUGCACAGACUUUCCUGUCAGAGAUACGAUGGGAAAAAAAUAUCACAUUAGGAGAACCGCCUGGGUUUUUACACUCCUGGUGGUGUGUAUUUUGGGAUUUGUACUGUGCAGCACCUGACAGGCGAGAGACCUGUGAACACUCCAGUGAAGCUAAGGCGUUCCACGACUAUAGCGCAGCUGCUGCUCCCAGUCCUGUGAUGGGCAACAUGCCUCCGAACGAUGGAAUGCCAGGAGGACCCAUGCCCCCAGGGUUCUUUCAGGGUCCUCCAGGUUCUCAGCCAUCACCUCAUGCACAACCACCUCCGCACAACCCUAACAACCCAAUGAUGGGUCCACACAGUCAGCCAUUUAUGUCACCUCGGUAUCCUGGUGGCCCUCGACCUUCACUACGAAUGCCAAAUCAGCCCCCUGUAGGAGUACCAGGUUCACAGCCUCUGUUGCCAAACUCCAUGGACCCCACACGGCCACAAGGACAUCCAAACAUGGGAGGACCCAUGCAAAGAAUGAAUCCACCACGUGGCAUGGCAGGCAUGGGACCACAGAACUAUGGCAGUGGAAUGAGACCUCCUCCAAAUUCAUUAGGUGGACCUGGAAUGCCUGGAAUGAACAUGGGUCCAGGAGGAAGAGGUCCCUGGCCGAACCCCAAUGCAAAUUCAAUAGCAUAUUCAUCAUCUUCCCCAGGAAACUAUGUGGGUCCUCCUGGUGGUGGGGGCCCACCUGGCACACCUAUAAUGCCCAGUCCUGGAGACUCGACAAACUCCAGUGAGAACAUGUACACAAUGAUGAAUCCAAUAGGACCUGGUGGAAGCAGGCCAAAUUUCCCAAUGGGUCCUGGUCCCGAUGGCCCAAUGGGAGGAAUGGGUGCAAUGGAACCUCAUCAUAUGAAUGGAUCAUUAGGUUCUGGAGAUAUGGAUGUGUUGCCAAAGAAUUCUCCAAAUAACAUGGCAGGGAUGAACAAUCCUCCAGGAACACCUCGUGAUGAUGGAGAGAUGGCCGGGAAUUUCUUAAACCCCUUUCAAAGUGAAAGCUACUCACCCAGCAUGACCAUGAGUGUGUGAUAUCCUCAUAUACACCAGUGCAUUGAGCCUCUCAAGCAGAGAACUGUCAGUGUCCAACAGUGAGGAUUACAAAUUAGUACAUUGUAUAUUUAAAAGCAGGAAAGUUCCCACCCCACAGGCUCCUCUACAGACACUAAAAUCCUUACAGAGCAAAUGGACUGCAUCUCUGCAAUGACUUGACCUAUUGGUGUGGAAGAAGGACAUUUCAGCCACAACCUUUGAAGUUCUUUCUUACUCUUCUGCCAAAUUCCAACUUGCAAGGACAAGAGAUCUCUACGCAACUUUGAAACACAACGUCAUAAAGCUGGGGUCCAACUUUCAGCUAAAUUAUUGGAUUAACCAUCAACUCAUGUAACUGAAAACCCUCCAAGAAUUAUAGCUUGGCUUCAAAGGAGAACGUUGGGAGACUUUAACACUACCGUGAAACAUGGGAUUUUUUUGUGCCAGGAAAAAAAAGUCUUCUGACAUUGAAGAGUUUAAAACCUAUAUCUGUGCAAGUUUCUGAUUUUAUUUAUUAUUGCAUUUCUUUUUAUUUACUGGAUCAUGUGGAGACCCAAACUCCUGUCGUCUUACCUCCAUUGCAGUGUAUAUACUAUUCAGCAGCCCACAGAAAAGUCCCCUUUAACAAAGUGUGUCAUGUAAGAUCACUACAGGCUCUACAGUCAACAUGAAGCCUCCUACUGUCCGCGACAAAACUAAAUGGAAACCCCCAGAUCAUGCUUCAUGUUCCUUCUUUCACCUGGAUAGUAUUUCCUGAGGACAAAAGGAAUAAUCUGUUUUGAUAAUAUUACUCUGUACAACAUGGGCUUUAUAUAAAAAGGAAACAAUAUACAUAAAGGAAUAUAAAGGAAAUGGACAUGUAGGACAUUGUUGUAACCCAUAGUAGCCAAGCAUAUACAGUAUAUAUAUUCUAGUAUAACCUGAAAUGUAAGAGUUUUCUAUAUGCCGUGCAGACUGCAGUUCAGAUCAUUCUGCCCAAACACAUCCUAAUGGCAGGUGUCUGUGGCAACGGGCUGGGGUUCCCUGGGCACGCCCUCCAUGUACACAUCCUUAUUUUAAUCAUUUGUUAUCAUUGAACACAAUCUAAAAAGUCUAAUGGGUUAUUUAUCAACCCAUAGGAACUAGUCUAUAAGACUCGAGAGGUAAGUGAUUGUCUCCAAGGACAUAUGGGGUGGUAUCCUGCUGGGCCCAAUACGGACCAAGCCCUACAGAGGAUCCUCUAGUAUUUUGUUGGGCUAGUCCGACCCUGUGAGUCUAUGUAUCCCUCUGCCCUUUUAUCUGCACACCACUAGAAUCAUUGAUCUCCUUAGUAAUAAAAUGGAAACAGACGGGCUACUUACAAAACAAGUAAUUUAUCUAUAUUAAAUUCAAUUAAAUACUGUUGCAAACAGGUCAAAGAGAGUAGCACAUAGCUGCAAGAUCAGACUACAGGCAGGUUUUUUGUAGUCUGUAACUAUGGAGACACAAAAGUCUGUAUAGGAGCUGUACACAUAAAACGAUAAAUUAAGACUAUUUAAAAAGUAGCUUCAUUUUUUUCUAUGCAUUGGAGCAAUAAAAGGAUUGGGUGUGAAGGUAUGUAUGGACUAUAAAUCCAUAUGACAUAGUACAAAGGCAGCUAAUAAAUCAAAAUACACACACAAACAUGCAACUACUGCAAUAAAUGACAUCCUGCUAUCUAAGUAUAUUCCUCCUUCCUAUUAUUAUUGGGAAAUCCAAUGAAAAUCCACAAAUUGAUAGUAUUACAAUUUGAGCCUAUGAAAAUCUUGAACCACAGCAUUUCUUUGAUAGUAGUUCUUAUAUGAAUAAAUAUAAGAAUGAUAGAAUUCAGUGCUAUCCUUCUUUCUAUGUUUAUCUGAAGCAAUAUUCUUUAAGCCAGUACCCAAUAGUUCAAAUUAUAUAUCUUGAGCAAAGAACGUGUUUGCUAAAGAUAUUGGGACCCCCCUCAAUAUGGAGAAACUUGAAUAUUAAACAGGGAAUAGGAUCUCAAUUGACAUUUAUUGCUGGUGUAUGCAGAUGAACAUGUUUUUCAUUGUUAAUGUUCACAUGGUUUAAAGUCAGUUUAAGAAAAUCUGUUGCAAUGAAGCACUGGAGGAUGUUAUAUGAGGUUCCUGUAAUAGCCAUCUAUGUGUCUUCCAAGUAAGGCCUCAGAAAAGUCUCAUAGGUUUGAUGCUGUUGUUUGAAAACCAAUGUUAUAUAGACAUCUUACCUUUUCUGUGAUGUUUGGAUCAGUAAAAUGAGUAUGAACCUUAACACUGGGAGAUAUUUAGAGCCUGUCUUAAUCUUAUACUUAGAGUACCUGUCACCAAACUAAACUUUUAAUAUAAUGUUCUGUAUGUAAUUAUUAGACACUUUGUUAUUUACUUACUGUUAUUAUUCUCAACCUUUAUAUGUUUUUAAUGUGAUUGAAAAUACUGCCACUAGUUUGGUCUCCUCCCAGCCUGGCAGGAAGUGUGUAAAGGGCAUGGGGAGGCACAGCUCUCACAAGUGACAUCACGCCGGCUGGGGAACGCCCACUUCCUCCUGCCGGGAGCUCACACAAUGUGAGCAAGGGGAAAGGUAUCAUUCAGAGCUUUUUUUGUGGGCAGGAGGGGUGUUAGGAGUAAUUAGGGAAUAUAAUCUGAGUUAGUUUAGAAAACAUGAUUUGAUGACAGGUAAACUUUAAGGAAGUCUCCAAGAAUAAUGGUCACCUAUCUGAAUGUAUAGGGUCAUAUUAAUAUUGUUUGAACUCCGUCUCUAUACACACACAACAUAGCCUGAGUGUGGAGAUACAUGAUCUGGGUUCGUACUGAGGAAAUAGGUCAGUAAUGGAAUAUAGGAAAAGAAAAUGGGGCAAUUUGGCCAAGUACCUCUACCAUCUGAGAUCCUGAUGGGACUGCCACCACAACCCCUUAAAAACCAUUUAUACAGCCGAAUUAUCAAUCUCUGUUUGGUGCCACCCUAGUCUAUACACCGGGAUUGAGUUUAACAGAUAAAACUACACCAAUGUUAUCAUGACAUAAAAUGCAGUUAUUACAGCUAUAUUUAUAUACUGUAAAUAUAAUUUUAUUUUCCAUUCUUUAAAAAAAAAAAUUAUAUGUCCCUACUUUAAAGGAUAUAAAGGAAGGGUAGCACCCAAUAUUGUGCCCAAAGGCCUCACCAACAUUGAUUCAGGCUUACUAAUUCUUGCUGAGAAAUUUAGCAUAGCAAAUGCUUUGGGAUAGGAGUAGCUGAUGCUUAUGUAUUAUUUCCAGCAGAUGGAGCCAAAGUCUACAGUAUUGUAUCAUAACCAUUUAAAUGGCUUCCUUUUGCAAUUGUUUGAGAAUUCACUAGAUUCAUUAUUAGUCCGGAGACCUUUCUGACACGCUAGAUAGCAGAGCAUGCUUGGAGCAGCUGUGUACCCAUCAAAUGCCUAACCUCAUGGUUCUAAGAGGGAACCUCCAUAUAUGCAUGAAUAUAAAUAUACAUAUAUAUAUAUAUAUAUAUAUAUAUAUAUACACUACAUAUCUCAAA
Molecule: messenger RNA, 4766 nt
Organism: Hyla sarda
Lineage: Eukaryota; Metazoa; Chordata; Amphibia; Anura; Hylidae
Gene: SSBP4
Product: single stranded DNA binding protein 4
Exons: 18
Coding region: 114-1277 (387 amino acids)
Biological process (GO): positive regulation of transcription by RNA polymerase II
Cellular component (GO): nucleus
Molecular function (GO): protein binding; single-stranded DNA binding
Source: RefSeq, a predicted model, not a curated record